Molecule: messenger RNA, 1261 nt
Organism: Psammomys obesus (fat sand rat)
Lineage: Eukaryota; Metazoa; Chordata; Mammalia; Rodentia; Muridae
Product: killer cell lectin-like receptor subfamily B member 1A
Exons: 6
Coding region: 1-672 (223 amino acids)
Source: RefSeq, a predicted model, not a curated record
AUGGACACAGCAACAGUCUACUUAAAUUUAAAGGCACCCAGGAUUCGGGGGGCUCAGCGUGCAUCACCUCCAUCUCUUCCCCCAGAUGCCUGCCAGUACUCAUGUUCACACAGGCUGGCUCUGAAACUCAGCUGUGCUGGCCUGAUCCUUCUUCUCUUGACCCUGAUUGGGAUGAGCAUCUUAGUUCGAGUCCUAAUACAAAAACCAUCAAUAGAAAUAUGCAGUGUAUAUAUUCAAGAGAACAUACGUAACACAACAGACAGCUCAGCUAAGUUAAAGUGCCAAAAAGACUGGGUUCCAUACAGACAUAAAUGCACACAUUUUUCUGAAGUUACCAACACUUGGAAGGAAGGUCUGGAUGACUGUAAUCAGAAAGGAGCCACUUUGCUGCUUGUUCAAGACCAAGAAGAGCUGAGAUUCCUACAGGACUGGACAAAGAAAAGAGACUUUCCGUUUUGGAUUGGACUAAGUUAUGAAUUGCUGGCCAAGUCCUGGAAGUGGAUAAACGGUUCUUCCUUAAAUUCUGAUGUGUUAAAAGUCACUGGUGAAGCUAAAGAAGGCAGCUGUGUCAGCAUCUCAGACGACAAAGUGGUUUCUGAGAGCUGUGUUUCAGACUACCGCUGGAUCUGCCAAAAGGAACCAAAAUGUGCUACCAUGUGCAAUGACUCCUGACUGUGAAUCUCAUCUCAAUUACUCUUCCAUCCACAGCAGAUCUCUGUGCUCAGUCUUUCUCUGCUGUCUGCUCUCCCAGUGCACAUAGUGGCACAAAGCAUGGACUCUAACAGCAGCGUGAUGCUUACGUGUUCAUUAUUCUGUUAAUGUAAAUGUACAGAGACACAGAUGUGCCAUUCUAAGAGAGGUGUUCUGUGGAGAGAAGCCCAGGCAGCUGAGGGGCACCAGAUUCAAAUCCUGAAGACAGUGACCCUCACUGUUUGUGUCUGAGCUCAUCUGCAAAGCGGCCACAGAAAACCAUUUGCAAAAUCAUUAUUAAAAUGCUGGCAAUGCAGAAACUGGUGGCUCUGGGAAGGCUGAUCCAGGAGAGUCAUGAGUUCAAGGUGUGGUGGAUUAAAUGAUAAAUGUCCUCCAUAGCCUUGGGCAUUUUACCACUUGGUCCCCAGUUGCUGGCAUGGUCUGAGACGGUUCAGGGAGUGCAGCCUUGCUGGAGGAAUGUCACUGGAGGUGGCCUUUGAGAGCAAAAGCCCAGCUACUUGUAGUUUGCUCUACUUCAUGCUUCUUGUUCAGAUGUGAGCUCUCAGCUUUC